UUUAAUCAUCGAAGUCAUCGCUUUUUUGGAUUUUGCGUUCAAAUCAUAUCUGCUGUUUACACAAUCUUAUAUUUAUUCCUAACCAGAGUCAACGUGUACAUAUAUUCUUUACAAUACUUUUUUACGCACAUUUUACGAACAUUUUGGUCCAGUUAUAAAACACGUAAAAGGUUGUUUUACGUAAAGUAGGAUGUGCAGUUACGUCAGCGUUAGUUUGACAAGCAUGAGGCGCAUACUCAGUGCACAUUUAUUAUUGAGGCAGAUCAGUUUAUUUGGUGGAAAUCCUCUGUCUCAUGCCUCUUUGACAGCGAGUCAACAACGCGUCUGUGCACUGAAUUUCUGCAGGAAAUCAUCGAGUGAGCCCACAAACAUGGACCUGAGUGACAUGAGGAAGAAAUACAAAGGAGAUGAAGAUUGCUUUGAGGAGAGUCAGCUUGUAUCUCUGGACCCAAUCAAACAGUUUGGAAACUGGUUCGAUCAAGCCACAAAGUGCCCUGAAAUCGGAGAGGCAAACGCUAUGUGCAUCGCCACAGCCACCAAAGAUGGACGCCCGUCUGCUCGUAUGGUCCUCCUGAAAGGUUACAGCAACGAUGGUUUCCGUUUCUUCUCCAACUACGAGAGCAGAAAGGGUUCUGAGCUGGAGAGCAACCCAUAUGCAUGUCUGGUCUUCUACUGGGAACCCCUUAACAGACAGAUUCGCAUUGAAGGCACUGUGGAGCAAAUCCCCUUCCAGAGCUCCAGUGACUACUUCCACUCGCGACCAAAGAGCAGCCAGAUCGGGGCCGUUGUUAGCCGACAAAGCACUCCGGUUCCUAACAGAGAUUAUUUAAGGCAUAAAAAUGCAGAACUGGAGGAGAAGUACAAAGACACAGACGUACCUAUGCCUGAUUACUGGGGCGGCUACAUCGUCAAGCCUUUCCUGAUGGAGUUCUGGCAGGGUCAGACCAACAGGCUUCACGACCGCAUCGUCUUCACCAGGCCGAAGGACGAAGAGUCUGCGCUGGGGGAGUUUGAGCACGCUGCCGAGGGAGGCUGGGUGUACCAGCGACUGUCCCCGUGAGAAGUACCUCAUCAGACUGUCAUGUGCAGGGAAGGAAAUUCAUUGAUUAAAAACUCUUCACCUCACUGAAUCUAAGCGCCCAUCUGUAGGUACUGAUGGAGAAUCAUGUGAUGUUGAUUAAAUAGGUGCCGCUGUGUGUAGGAUUUAUCAACGGGCCAAAUGUCUUGUGUUGUCUUUUUGUUCAUUUUUUUGAGAGGUGUGACACAACCUGACUGCACCGUAAAACUUAACGUUUCCACGUAUUUAUGAAACGAAAACGCUGUGAGAGAGAGCAAACUCCAACUGGUCUUGCCAAAUAAUGAUUGACGUUGGUUUUACAGCGGUGUAAAGCUUUAGGUUGUGAUACUGUGUCUCAUUUCUUGAAAAGCACAAUCUGUACCAUUGAUGCAACUUUCUGUGGUCCUUUUUCAAUGUUGAAAUAAUUGGUAACGGUUGUUUAUUGUUACUAUAAACACUCAAUUUUUGCGAAAUUGUACUAAAUUAACUUCUGACCACAUAUUAAAGAGGUAAUGUUAGCAAUUCAUUUUAAGUGUAUUGAACAACUGUCUCCAUUUUUCCUUAUAAGUAUUAGAUUACAUACCAGGAAAUGUACAGGCAUCUGUGUCUUUCUAGGAAAUUAGAUUAUAGGACCUGUGUUACUAACUCAUUAUGAAUUGAUGGAUGAAUUGACAAUGGAUCUAACUGCCUUUUAACAAUGAGAUUAAAAGAGCUGGUGCUUUGAAUUGUGCCAACUAUUGUGUAUAUUAUGUGUGUCUUGUAAUAUAUGUAUGAUGUUUACUGGUGGAAGAAUGAGAAUGUUAUUUGGACUUAAAUGAAGUGGAAUGGAGCCAUUAAUAAAGUUUAAUUUGUAACUGAG
Molecule: messenger RNA, 1916 nt
Organism: Cottoperca gobio
Lineage: Eukaryota; Metazoa; Chordata; Actinopteri; Perciformes; Bovichtidae
Gene: pnpo
Product: pyridoxamine 5'-phosphate oxidase
Exons: 7
Coding region: 191-1060 (289 amino acids)
Biological process (GO): pyridoxine biosynthetic process; pyridoxal 5'-phosphate biosynthetic process
Molecular function (GO): pyridoxamine phosphate oxidase activity; FMN binding
Source: RefSeq, a predicted model, not a curated record